UGGGCGAGAGUCGCGCCCGGGGAACGCGCCGAGCGGGGUGUCCCGCGGGCGGCGUGGAGCGCGCUGGACGCGCGCGAGGAGCUGACGCGGCGCGCGGACCUCGGCGAUUUUCUUCAGCGACUGGUGGACGACGAGGACUUCCAGGCGGAUAUGAAAACACCCCGAGUGCGGCCGGCGGUGGAGGAGGUGAUCGAAAACUUUCACAACGUGCAGCGGUGGAGGGACGACGCCACGGUCAUGGGCGUGCUCAACAAGUUCAGGCACGUGCAGAGGUACUGCAAGGAGGCCGGGGUCAGGAUCCGGUUCGAGGAUGUGAUUGUCAAAAACCGGGCAGACGCCGACGAGAGGAGGGGUCGAAUCGCGAAGAUGAGACGGGCGGCGGAUGACGCGCUGGAGCGAGCGAGGGAGGACGUGCUCGCCUUCGCGCCGAUGGAGCGGUCGACGAAGCGCGAGGCGGGCGGCGGCGGCGGCGCGGAGGGACCGGCGACGGAGCGGUUGAAGACGGAGCGGUUGAAGAAAUUACAAACCUUGGCGUUUGCGUUGGCAGCCGUCGCCGCGGUGCUCCUCGCGGCGGCGGUUCGCGCACUCGGAGGAGGGCGAGGCGCACUCGGCUCGUCGCCUUGAAUAGACACAGAUGUCGUCGC
Micromonas commoda is the source of this 644-nucleotide messenger RNA. RefSeq lists its product with no specific name. The record is from RefSeq and is a predicted model, not a curated record. Lineage: Eukaryota; Viridiplantae; Chlorophyta; Mamiellophyceae; Mamiellales; Mamiellaceae. Bases 151 to 624 code for a protein of 157 amino acids. The transcript has a single exon.